CCAACACGAUCUCAGUGGAGCUGAUUUGGAGACGAGAGGAAUGCAAAGGCCCAGGCAGUUCUGGCCAAUGUCUGGGCUGUGUCCGCGACGGCCCACGCCUUAUUCUGCUCAACCAGGGCUCCAGAUCUGCCUUCACAAGUAGGGGAGCUGACUGCCCUGACUCACCCAUCACGAGGCCCCUCCCCAGAGCUGAGAUGUAUAAAUCUGGCCCUGCCAAUCCCCAGGCUCGGUUGGCAAGCAGGAGAUCAUUUCCCACAGCUCACAUGUUCUGCGUACACCACCAUGACCACUCAGAAUCAUCGACCACAUACAGUGUGGUUGAUAGGUGGUGGGGUCGAGUCCCUGGUUGCUGCCUCUUGUUUGAUAAAUGAAGCCAAGGUCCCCGGCAAUCGAAUCUGUAUCCUGGACUCAAAAGGCCAGCGAUCGCCUACUGGCACGAUCCGAAAUAACAAGUCGACACGCAGGCGGUUGAUCACGUCGAGUACGAGUCACUGUCAGGACCUGUCGUGCGCCUCAGCCCAUGAACCGCAUCAGCCUCACCCCCUCGACGUCCCCGUCUUCCACCAUGACGAAUCCCUUGCAACAUGCACCAGAGACCGCACCGAGGCCUUCAUGUCGGAGCCCAUCAACUUCCUCGCCCAUCUCGGCCGCAAACAGGUCUGGCGCAAGAACCGCAAGGACAUCCUCCACUUCCUCCUGCAGGAUGAGGAAGCAUACGAAGGGAUGAGCAUCCAGCUGGUGUUCGAUGAAUCAUUCUUCGAUACCUACUUCUGGAGGCUAUUCUCGUCAAGUUUCGGCCUGCGACCCUCGCACUCCGCCGUCGAAUUCCAUCGGUACAUCAGCAAAUACCUGGACGAGGUCAUCGGCAACAGCAUCCAGAUCGCUGACCCACUGCAACUGUCCCUGCGGAAGACUGUCCUCCAGCCGCUGCGAGCCUACCUUCGCAACCAGGGUGUGGAGUUUCACAACCUCCACGUCACCGACAUCAACUUCCACCCGGACAGCUACCCCCACGCCGCCAGCGGCAUUCAGGCGAUUGACCCCUGCGGACAUCCCAUGGUCUUACCCGUGCGCGCAGAGGACAUCCUCAUCGUGACGCUCGGCUCCGCCGCCUCAGGCAUCGCGACCGGCACCCCGGCCAGCCCUCCACCCGCCCUCUCCACCAGUACGCAAAGCCUGCUCGACGAUCCCAGCUGGGCGCUAUGGUCUGCCCUCGCCAAGAAAUCGUCGCAGUGCGGCAACCCAGCCUCCUUCUGCACCCAUCUCCCGGAGUCCCGCCUGGGGAUGUUCGUCAUCCACCUGCCGCAAGCCGAGUUCAACGUCCUCCACCACCGCGUCCUGGGCACCCAUCCCGCCGCUGAUGCCACCAUCGCAGAAAGCAACUGGUCCUUGAAACUCGUCUUUCCCCAGCAGGAGCAGCACGAGGGAGAUGACUCCACCCGCUCUAUCCUAGGCUACGGCUUCACCCCGGACGCACCGGGCCACCACAUCAACAAACCCAUGCCGGCAUGCAGCGGCGACGAGAUUCUCGCCGAGGUCUUGAGCAGUCUCAACAUUCCACCUGCUCAGAUUAUUUCUAAAGCCAGGACUGUGCCUUACGUCCUCCCGCUGGGAUUGUCGCCACUCCUCAAACGCGACCCCGGCGAUCGGCCGGAUAUCAUCCCGUCGGAUCUGGGGAAUCUGGCGCUCGUGGGGCAGUACGUGGAGAUCCCUGAGGAGACGGCGCUGAUGACCGAGUACAGUGUGCGGUCGGCGCAGCUGGCGGUGCAGCGGCUGAUGGGCGGGUUGUCGAAGGUGAAUGUGGCCGAGGUGCAUAAGUCGUUUCUGGCGGCGCGGUAUGGGCGGAAGGGAGGGGUGAUGUCUUGUCGGUAG
Messenger RNA from Aspergillus japonicus CBS 114.51, 1872 nucleotides. Its product is annotated as 67 kDa myosin-cross-reactive antigen like protein. The record is from RefSeq and is a predicted model, not a curated record. Gene Ontology annotation, molecular function: FAD binding; oleate hydratase activity. Bases 283 to 1872 code for a protein of 529 amino acids. The transcript is spliced from 2 exons. Lineage: Eukaryota; Fungi; Ascomycota; Eurotiomycetes; Eurotiales; Aspergillaceae. Gene Ontology annotation, biological process: fatty acid metabolic process.